Messenger RNA from Alosa alosa (allis shad), 1804 nucleotides. RefSeq names its product cytoplasmic phosphatidylinositol transfer protein 1-like. Gene Ontology annotation, molecular function: phosphatidylinositol transfer activity; phosphatidylinositol binding. NCBI's taxonomy places the organism in Eukaryota, Metazoa, Chordata, Actinopteri, Clupeiformes, Clupeidae. Gene Ontology annotation, biological process: phospholipid transport. The record is from RefSeq and is a predicted model, not a curated record. Gene Ontology annotation, cellular component: cytoplasm. The transcript has 9 exons. The coding region runs from base 729 to 1766 and encodes 345 amino acids.
GCGCACAUUCUGUACUAUAUUUUCUGUCCGCGUGGGUAAGGAGCAUGCUUCCGUGGGUUCAACAAAACAGCACGUCGUCGCUUUCCAUCAGGAAUGAACUGACAGCUUGGCGAAUGGCUGUGAGGGUCGGUUAAGUUUCUUUACCCUGCACCUAUCCGAGGACCGACCACUAGUGACAGAAGCACAUACGAGGAAGGAGGUCGAACAUCGCCAAACUCGUGUCGAACCGCGAGUGGCUCUGCUUUUUGUUUCGCUCAAAAGAUGACUCUUCGGUUGCCACUGUAGUGUGCUGUUUCAGCAGAUGUAACUCAACCUCAGAGAGCCUUCUCGGAAACCACCAUUCGUCCUUUUUCGUCAAGCAUCAUCUACCAAGCUGUUUUUUUUUUCUUUUGCUGUUAUUGUCUCGUCAUGUCCUAGAUAUCGUUUUUAUGUGUAUUUCGACCGUGACUUUUUCGUCCUGUCCCGUCUAUUAGAGGGGGCAGGUCGGUAUACAUAAUUGCAGCUACAGUUCGGUUUCAGAAGAUACGGUUAUUGCAAGGGAGCAAGAAGAAGACGGUCUACAACAGACAUUUGCUUAUUUCCGCUUUGGUACACAGCCCCCGCGCAGGACUAUUUGCAUGCUUAGCCCAGCAAAAUUUGAGCUAGCUUUGACAACUGGAGGUAACUCCGGGAGGAAGAUUCGAUCAGAGUACCAGAACAACCCAUUGCGCGUGUAGCCACCAACAGCGAUGUUGCUGAAGGAGUACAGGAUAUGCAUGCCACUCACCGUAGAGGAGUACAGGAUCGGGCAGCUGUACAUGAUCAGCAAGCACAGCCACGAGCAGAGUGAGCGUGGGGAGGGUGUGGAGGUGGUGCAGAACGAGCCCUUCGAGGACCCCACGCACGGACAGGGCCAGUUCACCGAGAAACGUGUCUACCUCAACAGCAAGCUGCCCACUUGGGCGCGAGCAGUGGUGCCCAAGAUCUUCUAUGUGACGGAGAAGGCCUGGAACUACUACCCAUACACCAUCACAGAGUACACCUGUUCGUUUCUGCCAAAGUUCUCCAUCCACAUAGAGACGAAGUACGAGGACAACAAAGGCUCCAACGACCACAUCUUUGACACGGAGGGCAAGGACCAGGACCAGGAGAGGGAGGUGUGUUUCGUGGACAUCGCGUACGAUGAGAUCCCCGAGCGAUACUACAAGGAGUCUGAGGACCUGCGCUACUUCCGCUCGGAGAAGACGUCGCGGGGCGUGCUGCCCGAGGGCUGGCGGGACACGCAGGAGCCCAUCAUGUGCUCCUACAAACUGGUCACCGUCAAGUUCGAGGUGUGGGGCCUGCAGACGCGCGUCGAGCAGUUUGUGCACAAGGUGAUCAGAGAUGUUCUCCUCCUGGGCCACAGACAAGCCUUCGCCUGGGUGGAUGAGUGGAUUGACAUGACGAUGGAUGAGGUGAGAGAGUUUGAGCGCACUAUCCAGGCGGAAACCAACCAGAAGAUCGGGGUGUUCCCGCCGUCCAUCUCUAUCGGCGAGACGGCCCUGUCCUCCCUGACCCCCACCGGCCCCGCCAGCGCCCCCUCCACCCCUCUCUGCACCGACGCCCCCGACUUCCUCUCCAUCCCCAAGGACCGGCCCCGCAAGAAGUCCGCCCCAGAGACGCUCACCCUGCCCCAGCCCGCGUCCGCCCAGGACCCCGCCUCCACCUCUCCGUCCACCCCUGGCCCGGCCACCGCCCCCAUCUCCAACCACGCCCCCUGGAGCUCAGAGGCCACUCAGAUGGAGUGAUGUCACUCUUUUGCUGCCCCCCCCCCCCACCCUCCACC